Charadrius vociferus (killdeer) is the source of this 1288-nucleotide messenger RNA. RefSeq names its product mannosyl (alpha-1,6-)-glycoprotein beta-1,2-N-acetylglucosaminyltransferase (gene MGAT2). The coding region runs from base 1 to 1152 and encodes 383 amino acids. The transcript is spliced from 2 exons. Gene Ontology annotation, molecular function: alpha-1,6-mannosylglycoprotein 2-beta-N-acetylglucosaminyltransferase activity. Gene Ontology annotation, biological process: protein N-linked glycosylation; oligosaccharide biosynthetic process. Gene Ontology annotation, cellular component: Golgi stack; Golgi membrane. Lineage: Eukaryota; Metazoa; Chordata; Aves; Charadriiformes; Charadriidae. The record is from RefSeq and is a predicted model, not a curated record.
AUGGAAACCUGCACAGGGGCUGCCAGCCGCUGCCAUCCCCCAGUGCGGCUCCCGGAGGGCUGUCAGGUUGGUAAAGCUUUUCAAAAGAAAACUGGCGCAAUUUCUGCGCGCGCAAAGUGGAGCGUUGGGGUAGAGCUCUCCUCCUGCCGCGGGUCCCAGGGACCUGCGCAGGUGACGGCGUCGCAGCCUCAGGAGCAGCCCACACCGCACCACGUGGCACGAAACCAUCACCGCAUUCCGCAACUGGCCCGUGGCCACCCAGGAGAGGGGCUGGGACACGACCUCAACCGGCUGGCGGCACGCGUGGACUUCUGCCCCGUCCUGCAGGUCUUCUUCCCCUUCAGCAUCCAACUCUACCCCCGCGAGUUCCCCGGCCACGACCCCCGCGACUGCCCCCGCGACGUGGGCAAGGCGGCGGCCCUGCGCCUGGGCUGCAUCAACGCCGAGUACCCCGACUCCUUCGGGCACUACCGCGAAGCUCGCUUCUCCCAGACCAAGCACCACUGGUGGUGGAAGCUGCAUUUCGUCUGGGAGCGGGUGCGGGCGCUGCGGGAGCACGCCGGGCCCGUCCUCUUCCUGGAGGAGGACCACUACCUGGCCCCUGACUUCUACCACGUCCUCAAAAAGCUCUGGGCCCUGCGCGAGCGGGAGUGCCCCGAGUGCCAGAUCGUCUCCCUGGGCACUUACAGCCCCAUCCGUGGCGGCUUUGCCGGCCGCGCCGACAAGGUGGAGAUGAAGACGUGGAAGUCCACCGAGCACAACAUGGGCAUGGCCUUCGGCAGAGACACCUACCAGAAGCUCAUCGAGUGCACAGAUGCCUUCUGCACCUACGAUGACUAUAACUGGGACUGGACUCUGCAGCACUUGACUGUCUCUUGUCUUCCAAAGUUCUGGAAAGUGCUGGUUCCUGAAAUCCCCAGGAUUUUUCACACGGGCGACUGCGGCAUGCAUCACAAGAAAUCCUGCAGACCGUCCACCCAGAGUGCCAAAAUCGACUCUCUCUUGAACAGCAACCAACAGUACCUGUUUCCUGAAACGAUGAGUGUCAGUAAAAGGUACUCCAUGGCACCCCUUUCCCCUCAUGUGAAAAACGGAGGGUGGGGAGAUAUUAGGGACCAUGAACUCUGUAAAAGUUACCGCAGACUCCAGUGAGGAUCACUCUCGCAGCCUUUUUUCUUUUUGAGUUGUUCCGUACUGUCUUUUACAGGCACACACGUGUAUAAAAAGCAUUUAUGAGUUGGUUUCUGCUUUAAUAUGAAUAAACAUUCUUGUAAAAGGUGUCCCAAAA